This is a messenger RNA of Arachis duranensis, 1552 nucleotides long. RefSeq lists its product as uncharacterized. Gene Ontology annotation, biological process: late endosome to vacuole transport via multivesicular body sorting pathway; vesicle budding from membrane. Bases 115 to 1428 code for a protein of 437 amino acids. Gene Ontology annotation, cellular component: multivesicular body; cytoplasmic side of plasma membrane; ESCRT III complex. NCBI's taxonomy places the organism in Eukaryota, Viridiplantae, Streptophyta, Magnoliopsida, Fabales, Fabaceae. The record is from RefSeq and is a predicted model, not a curated record. The transcript has 8 exons.
UAACGGAAGAACAAAGGAAAAAGAAGUGAACAGAAAUGCACCAAGGAGAAAAGGGUUUAGCAAUGGAAUCGAAACUGGAAACUGGAAACUGAGAACGUAGAAUUCAAUUGGAAGAUGGACUCAGCGGAGGAGCGAGCAGUGAGAGAUUUCAUCGCAAAGGAAGUCCCCGACUGGAACGACGACGUCGUUUCGGUGGCGAGGUUCAAAGCAUUCUCCGGCCAGAGAUCCGAUUGGCAGCCCAGGUUCCUCUUCUGGAGACACUUGAUCCUCAAAGUCGCCACUCACUUUCGCCUCCUCUUCAUAAAACCCUCCCAGGUUAAGAGUGUUUGGUUUAAUCGAGGAGGGUUAACCCCCUUAUGUCUUGACCACGUUCUGUCUCUAAUGUAUAAUGAAGGUGACCUCACAAGAAUUGUGGAUCUUGCGGAUCCAACAAGUGGACGAUUGUCCCAACUAUUCAGAAAAGUUAGCAACUUAGUAGCAAGAUCAACUCCGGAUAUUAUGUCUGAAGAAUUUGUCAUUUUAACUUCUCUGCUUCAGAGUAAGGCUGCUGAAGUUGUCAAACAUCUAUCUGAAAGUCACUGGAAUUCAUCAUGUAUCAUCACAAUGAAGAAAUUCCAGGACAUAUGUGGAGGGCCUGAUGAAGCAUCUGCAAUCUUGAGGUAUAUGUCAGGAUGUGGUACAGCAAAGUAUCUUAAAGUCCAUAAGAAAGAAUUUGUAGAGGGUGUAAAAAUUUCUCCUUCAGCUUCCACAUUAUCUAGCAUAUCUAAUUUAGACUAUGAUGUCUUGUACUUGAUCUGGACAACUGAGAGGCUUCAGCAGCAACUAGACAUGAUUGACAGACGUUAUGAGUCGUCAAGAAAGUCAGCGUUGGCUUCUCUACAUUCAGGGAACAAAAAAUUGGCCCUUAGACAUGCAAGGGAGCUUAAGCUGGCCACUCAGAGUAGAGAUAAGUGUUCAUCACUUUUGAACAGAGUAGAGGAAGUACUUGGUGUCAUUGCAGAUGCGGAGGCUACCAAAAAGAUAUCUGAAGCUAUGCAGAUUGGAGCCAAUGCAAUUAAAGAAAAUAAGAUUAGCGUGGAAGAGGUUGAUCUCUGUUUACGAGAUCUCCAAGAGAGCAUUGAUGCACAGAAGGAAGUGGAAAAGGCGCUAGAACAAACUCCAUCUUACACGGAUGUCGAAGAUGAAGAUAUCCAAGACGAAUUGGAGAAGUUGGAGUUGGCUAUUGAGAAAGAGGCUCCAGUUCCUGCAGUCGAAAAGGCGUUUGGCACCACAGAAGAAGGAAGAGCAGCUGCAGAAGCCACUGAGUUUAUCAAUGAGGCUUUUUCAAAUCUCAGGCUGUCAAAUGGUGCAUCUGUGAAGCAAGGUAUCACUAAGGAGGGAUCAGAGGGUUACAGAGAAUCAAAAAAAUUAGAAAUGGAGGCUGUGUAAACUAUAAAGUCUUAAAGAGAAAAUUAUGUUGUGCACUUGUGCUUCACUGCCUCGUCUAUGUCAAAAUUACCCAUAUUUUGGGGGACUUUACACUUGGCUUUAUAACUUAGUAGUUUAUUUUUUA